Cyprinodon tularosa is the source of this 2544-nucleotide messenger RNA. RefSeq names its product Cbl proto-oncogene C, E3 ubiquitin protein ligase (gene cblc). The record is from RefSeq and is a predicted model, not a curated record. NCBI's taxonomy places the organism in Eukaryota, Metazoa, Chordata, Actinopteri, Cyprinodontiformes, Cyprinodontidae. Gene Ontology annotation, biological process: cell surface receptor signaling pathway; negative regulation of epidermal growth factor-activated receptor activity. Bases 682 to 2379 code for a protein of 565 amino acids. Gene Ontology annotation, cellular component: membrane raft; plasma membrane. Gene Ontology annotation, molecular function: SH3 domain binding; ubiquitin protein ligase activity; phosphotyrosine residue binding. The transcript has 13 exons.
UUUGCCUGAGCAACAGACCAAAGAAAACAGACCUGUUUGUCUUACUGAAACCAGGAAACCAAUCAAAAGGCUAAAGCAAGACAAGUAGGAACAGAAAGGGGGGUCUGAAGAGACAGAGAGAAGGAGAAGAAGCGAUCUUUCCGCUGAGCUGCAUGUAGAUGUACCUGCUCCACUUGCCCUGAGAAUAAAGGAUUGUUAUUCUACUGAGAUACAUGCUGGAGUUAGUGUAAUGGGCCCUCUUCUAGAAGAGCUAGAAGAGGACAGCAGUGCUUAACUUUGGUCAUGAGUGCUCCAUACUUUAAAGGAUACAGUAACAUGUUCAGUCUAAUAUGAAGCAAUGUGAUGUACAGUAUGUUAGGUGAACUGACACUGGAUGCCGUUUGAAGAAGACAGGAUGCAGUGUGUUCAGAUCAAUUUAAGGAAUCCCAAAUAUUGCUGUUCAGACUGCAAACAUCAGUGUGAACAAUCCAAACCUGAAUGUCAUAAACUUCAUCAAUGAGCUCCACCCAUAUUCUGCUUAUCAGUUCACGUGUAUUCAAAACUGAACUUCAGCCCCAUUUUUACCUCGCGAGACAGUUUAAUAUUUAGUUAGACACCCUCUCAUGCAUACACAUACUGAAACUCUGACGUUUGAGGUGCUUUUUACUUCACUUCCCUCUCACACACACAACCAGCAACUUUAUGGCAGAAGCUGGUCCAGGAGCCUCCAGGAGCACCAGAAUGAGCUCCAAGCCCUUGACCAAUGAAGACCUACGGCUGAUGGAGAAGACCCUUAAAAGACUGGAAAGGCUUUCCGAACUGUGUACAAACCCUCGGCUGGGUCUGAGGAGCAGUCCGCCAUACCUGCCAGACCUGGUUCGAGAGACUUCAACUCUGGUCACACAGGUCUGGCAGCCGUUUCAGAACAUCAGGUCAGGAGGAAACCCGACUCCACGAGGGGAUGAGGCCAAGUACCUGAGAAUCCAUAUCAGAAACCUGCUUGAUAAAACGGACAGAGCCAUGCUGCUUUUCAAAGAGGGCCGAGAGAAGAUAUUUGAUGAGACAUCCAGCUACAGGAGGAAUCUGACCAAGCUGUCCUUGCUGUUCAGCCACAUGCUGUGGGAGCUCAAGGCCAUGUUUCCAGGAGGAUACUUUCAGGGUGAUACUUACAAACCAAAGAAGGCUGAAGCAGAUCAGUUUUGGAGGAAUUUUUUUGGAACCAUGUGUAUCGUACAGUGGAAGAAAUUCAAAGAGCAACUGAAAAGUGUGCAUCCAUUUGAGGAAGGGAUGGAGGCCAUGGCCCUGAAAUCCACAAUUGACCUCACCUGUAAUGAUAACAUCUCAGUGUUUGAGUUUGAUAUUUUUACAAGCCUGUUCCAGCCUUGGAGAUCACUCAUAAGAAACUGGAACCAGCUCGCUGUGACACAUCCAGGCUACAUGGCCUUCCUCACUUAUGACCAAGUUGUGGCUCGGCUUGAACACUACCUGCAUAGACCUGGAAGCUACAUCUUUCGUCUGAGCUGCACCAGAAUGGGCCAGUGGGCCAUUGGCCAUGUGACCCCUGAUGGUGAAAUCAUCCAGACCAUCCCACACAACACGCCUCUCUACCAGGCACUCAUCCAGGGCUUUAACGAGGGCUGCUACCUGUACCCGGAUGGACGUGACAUGAACCCCGACCUGACGAGCUUGUGUGAACUGAGCAGCAGGGAUAAAGUCCAAGUUACAGAAGAGCAGUAUGAGAUGUACUGUGAGAUCGGAAGCACUUUCCAGAUGUGUAAGAUCUGUGCAGAGAGGGAUAAGGACAUUCGGAUUCACCCCUGUGGACAUCUACUUUGCCAGCCUUGUCUCACAGGAUGGCAGCAGAAGUCAGCCGGCCACACCUGCCCGUACUGCCGCUGCGAUAUCCUGGGAACAGAGUCUGUCCUCAUCGAGCCCUACCUGAAAGUCAGCCAUCAGUGGGAGGAUGAUGAUGAUGAUGGCGAAGAUGACGACGAUGAUGAAGACCAUGAAGACAUUGAGGUGGUGGUGAAGGAAAUGGCUGCCCUUCGGAAGUUCUCGAGUUUAGAUUCUCAGAUCAACAGUUCUCACCUCAGGGCUCCACCUCUGCCGCCGAAAAACAUCUCCUCCCCUGACUACUCAUCUACGUCCGGCCAAUCUCAGACACUCGAAAAUAAAGCUCUCGGCAGACAUGCCCACUUGCAUGAUGCUGCCAGUGACAGACCACAGGCAAACAGCACUGAAUUCUUCAGAGAAGCAGAUUCCUCCUCUCUGAAUCCAGAGUGUGCAGUAGCAUGGAUCGGACCCUCCAGUCCAAGAUAUUCAAGGGAUGAGAAAAGCAGAACAAGACUCAGAAAAGACAAGAAUAGCUUGGGUGAAAUAACAAGAACAAUGUCUUCCUAAGUGAAAUAACAGACCUGUAACAUCUGAAAUAUAGGAAAUGCUUUCAAAGACACAAACGAAAACUAACAUAACCUUUAUGACUUAAGUGAAUGUAAAAAAAAAAAAAAGUGUCAUGUUUGAAUGACUGCCCGCCGCAAAUAUGUUCAAAUGUUUUCAUCAACUCAU